Messenger RNA from Cyclopterus lumpus (lumpfish), 4677 nucleotides. Its product is annotated as exocyst complex component 3. Lineage: Eukaryota; Metazoa; Chordata; Actinopteri; Perciformes; Cyclopteridae. The record is from RefSeq and is a predicted model, not a curated record. The transcript is spliced from 11 exons. Gene Ontology annotation, biological process: exocyst localization; exocytosis. Gene Ontology annotation, cellular component: exocyst. Bases 1 to 2175 code for a protein of 724 amino acids. Gene Ontology annotation, molecular function: SNARE binding.
AUGGAAAUCCCCGUUGAGCUCCUUCAUAAGCAACCAGAGCUGCUCGCUCAGAGGAGAGCAGCUCAGGACCAGGAGCUCAGGACCAGGACAGCAGCUCAGGACCAGGAGCUCAGGACCAGGAGAGCAGCUCAGGACCAGGAGCUCAGGACCAGGAGAGCAGCUCAGGACCAGGAGCUCAGGACCAGGAGAGCAGCUCAGGACCAGCAGCAGAGCCCAGAGGAACUGUCUCAGGACCAGGGGACCGUCUCAGGACCAGGGAACUGUCUCAGGACCAGGGGACCAGCUCAGGACCAGGGAACUGUCUCAGGACCAGGGGACCAGCUCAGGACCAGGGAACUGUCUCAGGACCAGGGGACCAGCUCAGGACCAGGGAACUGUCUCAGGACCAGGGAACUGUCUCAGGACCAGGGAACUGUCUCAGGACCAGGGGACCAGCUCAGGACCAGGGGACCAGCUCAGGACCAGGGAACUGUCUCAGGACCAGGGGACCAGCUCAGGACCAGGGAACUGUCUCAGGACCAGGGAACUGUCUCAGGACCAGGGAACUGUCUCAGGACCAGGGGACCAGCUCAGGACCAGGGAACUGUCUCAGGACCAGGGGACCAGCUCAGGAUGUCCCAGCGAGAAGGUCAAAGCUCUCUGAAAGCUUUGACACUGGAGAUGAUGAAGAAGAAGAGAGGAGUCAAGAGGGCCGACAGCAAGAAGCCUUUAAUAGAGGACAACAACGAGGAGGAGAGAGGAGACGAUCACGACCUGACUAGUCUCAGCUAUGACAACUCCAGCACUCCCCAUGAACUAGCUCAGUUUCUGUGUGCGGCCCAGGACACGUUGACCCCCGAGGAUGAAGGUCAGCGGUCUGUUGUCUGCUUCGUUCAACGCUACGUGUCCGAGCACCUCCCAAAGACUCCGCCCGACCUGGACCAGAACCUCCCGCAGCACCUGUCGGACUUGCAGGAAGCCGUGAGCUUUGAGCUGGUGAAGCUGGGUCCCUUGUUGCCCUUGUUGCAGCCGCAGAAGCCCAUCGAAUGCUUCCAUCGCCAGACCUUCCAACACCUCGAUGACCUCCUUCAGAAGGUCAGCUCCUCCCGGAACACCUUCGUGCUGAUGGAGUGGGUCCUCCGUACAUAUCUGAGUCAGGGGCUGCUGGGUCAUCCUGACCUCCAGGACCUGGACCCCAUAGCGAAAGUGGACCUCCUGCUGUUCACCGACUGGGUGUCGAGGGCAGAGGUCAAGCUGCUUCAAACGGUGCAGGCAGAAAUCAGCCGGUCCCUGAAGAAUGUUCUGCAGGAAAAUCACGAAGCUCACGAUGAAUUUUACGUGGACACAAUUCAGUGCAUUGACGCCAUGCCCAGGGAAGCACUCAAAAUCAGCCCCACGCUGUCUGAUCGGGUGCAGAAGGUCUGUUUCCAAGAGCUGCUGACCUUUCUGACAAGGUACACCGCGAAGCAGACUGACCUUUGUAAAAAAGCAAAAAUGAACAAACCAGAAACAAAAGCCUUCUUCGAGACGUUGAGCAACUGUAAGAGAUUCAAGCAGCACGUCCAGACCAAAGAUGGAGACAAAGAACUCGUCAGCCAAGCUCUGGCAACGCUUAACAAAAUGGAGGCUUUUACUUUGAAACUCCUGAUGGAACUCGUGUCUGACAGCGCAGAGAGCCACCUGCAGAGGUACUUCAAACGGGGUGACGGGGCGUUCCUCUUCUUGAUCCAGGAAGUCAGGACUCUUUUCUCCGACCUGUCGAGUUAUCAGGACGUGCAAACGGUGGUGAUGGAUGAGGCCUACCAGCGCAUCGUUCACGUCUACCUCAAGCGUCUCGUCAGCACCAGGCUGCGCGCCCUGAGGAAGCGCUGGCACACCGACGUCGGACAAACAGUCACUCAGAACGUGGAGCUGCUCCACGACACCGUCUCAGACAUGGCUCCGGGUGUCGCUCAGCGGAACCGCAUGCUGCUGAUGGUCCAAGAGCUGCUGGAAUGCCAAGACCUCGAGGCCACCAAGAUGACGGCGGGAAGGAUGCUAGACUGUGACGCGUCGAGCGAUGACCUGGAGCUCCUGCCCGCGCUGCUGGAAUGGAAAGGUCUUUCUAAAAGUAACAUCAGGACUGUGAAGUCUACCCUGGAGGGCCUCCCUGGCUUCAAACCCAGACCUCCAUCUUGCUUCUUCUGCUUCGCUUAAAAAAAGGACAGAUCUCAAAUAUGACGUAAAGAAUGAGAAUCAGUCGUGUUACAGAUGGUUUGUUAUGGAUACGACGCAAACGGAAGUCUAUCUCCAGGAAGUCACGGAUUUCCUUUCACGUGUUGUUGUCGUUUCAGGAAAGUUGAUUUUUUAAAAGUCUUGUUUCUUGCUGUAUGCAGUGUAAAUGCUAAUAUGCAAAUCAAUGAACUUUGGGUUUUAUUGGUUGUUAAAGGUGUUUACGUUCUUAAAUAUGGACUGAGGUUGAAAAAAACUUAUGUUUCAAGACAUUUGCACAUUGUUAACAGUAAAAUUGUAUUUUGUGCAAAAGACUGUACUUUAAGUUUUACAUAUUUCAGAUCUGCGCAUCUUUUGUUGCAUUAAGUUUGCACGAUUUGUCAGUCUGAAGUACACAAAAAGCUGGUGACGCCAUCUUUCUAAACACAGAAACCAGGCUGUAAACCUCUUUCUGAUGUAAAGUGGGAUGACAAAUCUAAGGUUAGCCUCUGAGCUACUAUGUUAGCCUUUGUGCUACUGAGUUAGCCUCUGAGCUACUAUAUUAGUCUUUGUCCUACAGAGUAAGCCUUUGUGUUACUGAGUUAGCUUAUGUGGUACUGAGUUAGCCUUUGUGCUAAUAUGUUAGCCUUUGUGCUACUGAGUUAGCUUUUGUGCUACUGAGUUAGUCUUUGUGGUACUGAGUUAGCCUUUGUGCUACUAUGUUAGCCUUUGUGGUGCUACAAUGUUACCCUUUGUGCUACUGAGUUAGCCUGUGUGCUACUAAGUUAGCAUUUGUGGUACUGAGUUAGCCUGUCUGCUACUGAGUUAGCCUUUGUGUUUUCCUAACAAUUCCUUGAAAGUUCCCGGGACAGAACUGUUAGCCUUUGUGUUACUGAGUUAGCUUAUGUGGUACUGAGUUAGCCUUUGUGCUAAUAUGUUAGCCUUUGUGCUACUGAGUUAGCCUGUGUGCUACUAAGUUAGCAUUUGUGGUACUGAAUUAGCCUGUCUGCUACUGAGUUAGCCUUUGUGUUUUCCUAACAAUUCCUUGAAAGUUCCCGGUACAGAACUGUUAGCCUUUGUGUUACUGAGUUAGCUUAUGUGGUACUGAGUUAGCCUUUGUGCUAAUAUGUUAGCCUUUGUGCUACUGAGUUAGCCUGUGUGCUACUGAGUUAGCUUUUGUGCUACUGAGUUAGUCUUUGUGGUACUGAGUUAGCCUUUGUGCUACUAUAUUAGCAUUUGUGGUACUGAGUUAGCCUGUCUGCUACUGAGUUAGCCUUUGUGUUUUCCUAACAAUUCCUUGAAAGUUCCCGGUACAGAACUGUUAGCCUUUGUGUUACUGAGUUAGCUUAUGUGGUACUGAGUUAGCCUUUGUGCUAAUAAGUUAGCCUUUGUGCUACUGAGUUAGCCUGUGUGCUACUGAGUUAGCCUUUGUGAUACCAUGUUAGCCUUUGUGGUGCUACAAUGUUACCCUUUGUGCUACUGAGUUAGCCUUUGUGUUUUCCUAACAAUUCCUUGAAAGUUCCCGGUACAGAACUGUUAGCCUUUGUGUUACUGAGUUAGCUUAUGUGGUACUGAGUUAGCCUUUGUGCUAAUAAGUUAGCCUUUGUGCUACUGAGUUACCCUUUGUGCUACUGAGUUAGCCUGUGUGCUACUGAGUUAGCCUUUGUGUUUUCCUAACAAUUCCUUGAAAGUUCCCGGUACAGAACUGCAUCUCAUUUUUGUUGUUGUUGUUGAGCUCCGAACAAAGAACAAAGAAUUUAAAGGCAGAGGGAACAAAAUGACUCAAACCCUGAAAACGUUUCAAGCUCUUUAUGUGCUGAAGAAGUUGAAAUGCACUGAUGAAGAUACUCUGUGUCUCUGUUAUAAUAUUAUUUAUUUAUAUGAAUACGUCACUGUUAAAAGAAAAGAUUCUUCUGUUUUCUUAAACAUUUGUUCUGAGUAGAGUAAAGGUAUAUUUUUUUGUACUCUAUUCUUAUAUAACUCUUUAAUAAUGCAUUUGUGGCAGGGGUGUGUGGUUAGGCUCAGCUGUAGAGUGGGUGGAGCGGGGAUGUGGUUCAGGGAACAGUGCCAAUGAUGUCUAAUCAGUCUCAGCUGGGGCUGAUCUGUCUGUCUCUUCCCAAUAAAGAGCAGGAGGGACUGAGAGGAGUCACUCAGCUGUAUGGUGCUUGUUGCCAAUAAAAGGGGUUUUGAACUACACCAAGCUGUGUUGCUGCAGCUGUUGAAUCCGAGACUCACCGGGUAACGGGGUAACGGUUACAGCAUUCCAUUUACACUACAGAUACGUUUUGUGUGAGCAUUGGUUUACUGGUUUUACUGGUUUGGUUUACUGGUUUUACUGGUUUGGUUUACUGGUUUUACUGGUUUGGUUUACUGGUUUCAUUCCCGGUACAAAGUUAUAUUUUCUGCUUCAAUGUAACAGUUCAUGCUUUUGUAUUUUAUUAAUGUUGUUUAUUGUCUUCUUCUGUGGUGGUUAUUUAUUUACACAAGCUUAUGAAUGGGGUUAAAGGA